CCACGAUUCGUUCAGUGAUUGGAGUCGUUGGCUACAACAGAUACACGUGAGCGGCGACCACUUAGACGUGAAAAAGUCAAAUAUUUUCCUUGAGGUAUAUGCCCCUAAAAUAGUAAAAAUUAGAACAUGGAAUUUGUAAGUGUCAGUGGGCGAAGGUACCCAGCGAAAAAAAAAAACAGAAGGAGAAUAAAUGAUCAUUUGUGCGCGUCAAUCAGGUGAUAGAUAAAAGCAGCAUGGUUUGCUACGCAUUGAAAACUAUUAGAUUGCAAUAAGAAAAGGCAGUAAUUUUAUUUCCGUUAUGACAAAGUUUAACUUUAUUUUUACUCACAAGGAUUUCAGUAUUAUAAUAUUUCAUAUGUUAUAGAGAUAUUCACAGAAAUUAAAGCAAUAUUUAAUCAUGAGUCUUCAGUGGUCUUUAAUCGCUGGAUUUCUGUAUGUCGAGGUCAUAAUAGUUUUACUAUUGGUGUUACCAAUAAUUUCGCCUACAAGAUGGCAGAAGAUUUUUAAAUCCCAGUUUUUAAAAAGUUUAAGCGAUCGAGCAUCAAUUUAUUUCUUAAUUUUGCUUGCGAUAUUAGUCGUUAUUUUAUUGGAUGCUAUUAGAGAAAUGCGAAAGUAUUCAACAGUUGUAGCUGUAGAGAGAGAUCAUCAUCAUGUCGAUGCCGGAUUGCAAGGUAGUAUGAAACUCUUCAGGGCGCAACGUAACUUUCAUAUAUCUGGUUUCUCACUGUUCCUAAGUCUUGUUAUACGUCGUCUUGUGAUUUUAAUCUCUAAUCAAGCCGCUCUACUGGCACGAAGUGAGGCAGUUACGCGUCAAGCUGAAUCGGCAACUACAACAGCGAAAAAUUUGUUAUUACAACAAAAAAUUAGCGGAGAGAUUGUUCAAAACGACUCGAACGAAGCUCAUGAUAAAGUGACAUUAGAAUGGAAAGCUCAGAUUAGCGAAUUACAAAUAAAAAAUCAAGAAUUGGAAAAUCAACUUGCGAGAGAAAAGAAAGAUAAAGAAGCUAUAAAGUCGCAAGCUGAAUCCCUUGCCAAGGAAUAUGAUCGGUUAAACGACGAAUACAGCAAAUGCGUCCAAUCAACAAACGAUAAAAAAAGUGAUUAAAUUCCUUUUAUUUUCUCCUUAUACUCUGUUCUUCUAUAUAAAAAUUGCUUUCGACUGAUAUCUCAUAUUAUAGAGUUCUGUUGCCCUGUAUCUAUGUACUGUAUAGAUAAUAAGAUAAAUAAGAAUAAAUUAUUUAAUAUAUAA
Molecule: messenger RNA, 1249 nt
Organism: Bombus terrestris (buff-tailed bumblebee)
Lineage: Eukaryota; Metazoa; Arthropoda; Insecta; Hymenoptera; Apidae
Product: B-cell receptor-associated protein 31
Exons: 5
Coding region: 398-1105 (235 amino acids)
Biological process (GO): endoplasmic reticulum to Golgi vesicle-mediated transport; intracellular protein transport
Cellular component (GO): endoplasmic reticulum; endoplasmic reticulum membrane
Source: RefSeq, a predicted model, not a curated record